Messenger RNA from Gilbertella persicaria, 629 nucleotides. RefSeq lists its product as uncharacterized. The record is from RefSeq and is a predicted model, not a curated record. The coding region runs from base 48 to 629 and encodes 193 amino acids. NCBI's taxonomy places the organism in Eukaryota, Fungi, Mucoromycota, Mucoromycetes, Mucorales, Choanephoraceae. The transcript is spliced from 3 exons.
GAUGAUGACGAUGAUGACGAUGAUGACGAUGAUGACGAUGAUGACGAAUGUCGCGGUAUGCAAAGAAAUCGAAGAAGGAAGAAGAAGAUGCCUUGGUACGAGUUGUUCAAGAAAUACUUGACAAUUUCGAAAACUGGAGGACUGAGUGUAGAACUGAAGAAGACUUCAUUGACCAAGCAUUGUAUCCGUUUCUGAGAAACAUACUCUUGCGUGACAAGAAUGUCUCAUCCACACGGUCCUAUGGAAAAAUACCAUAUGGUCAUCCCAAUUCAGACAGCAGCAGCAGCAGCAAAGCUAAACCCGAUUUUUCUCAAAUUUUGAGUGAUCGCUCUAAGCUGGCUCUAGAGUGCAAACGAUCUAUUGAUCAUCAGGUGUCUCUUGGUGUCCGUACACCUAAGUGCUUUGCGUUGUUUGUUGAUGGUGAAAUGUGUUUUUCUUUUGUGUGUGAGUUGACCUCACAUGGAAUCUACACUUUUGUGGAACUUGAUGUGUUUUCGCUCCCUCGCGGAAAAAUGGAUCUGGGCUCUUUGCCUGACACCGUCCUCUCUUUCUGUUGGCUUAAAGAGCUAAUAAAUGAACAAAUGUCUUGUAUCUACAAGAGAAGAAAGACAAAUUCUUUGCUUCUUUGA